Messenger RNA from Amoebophrya sp. A120, 390 nucleotides. Lineage: Eukaryota; Dinophyceae; Syndiniales; Amoebophryaceae. The record is from the annotation of a GenBank genome assembly.
AUGCAGCAUGCCUGUGAGAUGGUCCAGGCAUUGCUGAAGACGCAGCAGGCUAUUGCGCGCACACCCUAUAACGAGUUGUGUGUGCAGAUCUUGAACGUUUUGCAAAAGCAGGGGCUCAUUCGCGGUUUCACUGCAGAGGGCAAUCGAUUGAACAUCCUGCUGAAGCACUACCAGGGCGGCCCGGUGAUACGAAACGUUCGCGUGGUGAGUAAACCUAGUCGAGAUAUUUGGGUGCAUCCGCACGAGUUGAAAUCCCACACGAGUUUCAACACCGGGCUCUGGCUGAUACAAACGCCCUACGGAAUCUUGUCCCACAGAGAUUGCCUCGAGAUGGGGAUUGGUGGAAAGGUGAUAUUUGCCUUCAAUAAUGGCUUUCAGCACUGGUGUUAG